AUGACUUCUCUGCCGAUUCUUCCUUCUGAUCUCUUAAUCGAAAUCCUUUCAUGGCUUCCGGCGAAAUCUCUUGUGAGAUUCAGGCGCGUUUCCAAAUACUGGAAAUCACUCAUCUCUAACACAACUUUCGCAAAACUUCACCUUCAAAGAUCACCCAAACAUACACACACCCUACUUACAUCAAGCAAAAAGGUCUACUUAAACGGUUAUAAAGACUAUUAUAGGGUCCUAACACCAUACAAGGUGCGUCCAUUACUUGAACACCCUUCCUCCAUCCUCAUCAAAGAUGAAUGCCGCCGUUUCAACACGCGUUCUGAUCCAAUUGGCUCUGCCAACGGCCUGGUUUGUAUGAUUAGUGACAAAUAUCGAGAAUUUUGGGUUUUAUUCUGGAACCCUACUUUACGAUUGACGUCCAAAAAUUCACCAAGUUUGAUCAUCCCUGAUGUUCCGCACCUUGGCUUCGGCUAUGAUGAUUCAAAUGACACAUACAAGGUAGUGGCAGUGUUUUGGGAUUCUACCACACAGGAAAUGCAAGGGCGGGUUCAUUGCAUGGGUGAUAAUUGUUGGAGGAAGAUUAUAGUUUGCCCCACUUUUCCAAUUCUACUGGAUUACAAUCAGAUUGGAUCAUUUGUGAGUGGUAAUGUUAACUGGUUAGCAUUGCACAACUCAAAAUUUCAUGAAUAUGAAUGGGAAAAUGUUACCAUCAAUCAGUUAGCUAUUUUUUCACUUGAUCUACAAAAGGAGACAUGCAAGUAUACGUUGUUGCCUGAUGGUUUUAGUGAACUUCCCGAAGAUGAACCAAGGCUUACUGUUUUGAGGGGCUGCCUAUGCUUUUAUUAUGAUUAUAUGAGAACCCAUUUUGUUUUGUGGGAAAUGAGAGAGUUUGGGGUUCAAGAGUCUUGGACUCGGUUGGUGAAUGUUAGCUAUGCGCAUCUUCAAAUUAAGGAGCCUAAUGGAUUGUUGGUACCGGUGUGUCUGUCCGAAAAUGGUGAUGUCCUGAUGCUGGCUAAUAACAAUCAAAAUGAUGUUAUUAAGUAUAAUCAGAGAGAUAAUAGAAUUGAAUAUGUUGAACUUCCUAACACAAUUUUUGAUGCUCAUGAGCAUAUGCAGAGCUUGGUUUUGCCUCGUCCUUGUCCAAAUUAA
Medicago truncatula (barrel medic) is the source of this 1143-nucleotide messenger RNA. Its product is annotated as F-box/kelch-repeat protein At3g23880. NCBI's taxonomy places the organism in Eukaryota, Viridiplantae, Streptophyta, Magnoliopsida, Fabales, Fabaceae. The transcript is spliced from 2 exons. Gene Ontology annotation, molecular function: protein binding. The record is from RefSeq and is a predicted model, not a curated record. The coding region runs from base 1 to 1143 and encodes 380 amino acids.